Messenger RNA from Amoebophrya sp. A120, 1640 nucleotides. The record is from the annotation of a GenBank genome assembly. NCBI's taxonomy places the organism in Eukaryota, Dinophyceae, Syndiniales, Amoebophryaceae.
GUCGUGAAAGAAAUGAUGUAGAUUCAAACAGCAGCUGCAUUUUCGAUAACCCACACCAGCAGCGACGUGACCGCCGGGCAUCAUUAGUUGAACCGCGACGGAAGUAGAUUUUUACGUGCCCCCUUGUACAAAGCAUAGGGUUCUUUAUGUUGUUGCGAACAGACAGGUAUUCAUAUUUCCAGUUUUUUACACAGACGGAGUUAGGAUUUGAUAGACGAGUCUCGCUAGUUGUACUACUUAUUUAGUCAGUGUCAGUUGCAUUUUUGAGGAUCUGCGCACACGACGACACCGCCCGACGUUUUAACACAUAGAAAAUGCCGUCCACCGCAGCUUCAUCUCCGGUUCUGAUCAGCGAGUUCUCUGCCGACGCGGAGCAGACGCUGACGGCAGCUUUCGGGAAGCCGAAAAACUGGCACACCCCGGUGAUUGCUGUGGACAGCGAGGGCGUGGACCUGAGUCGUGUGGGGCAGCUCUGCAUCGUGCAGCUGGCGACGCUUGAUGGAGCAAGCUGCUUCAUCCUGGACCUGCUGGGCAAGGAGGAAAGUGACCCCUUGGUCGCGUGGCUGCGGGAGUUGCUGGAAGACGACUCGGUGGAGAAGAUCAUCCAUGACUGCCGCAUGGACAGCGACGCGCUGUUUCACCACUUGCAAAUCCGGCUCGAGAACGUGCACGACACGGCGUGCUGGUUCACGGUCAGCACGGGAAGGCCCAACGUCGGACUAAAUGAUACCCUGCGGUUUUACGAGCUGCCGCCCAACGCGGACCGGGACAACUCCGUGUACCGCACCAACCACGCGUUCUGGGCCACGCGCCCGCUGACCGCGAGCAUGCUCGCGCGGGCGGGCGGGGACCUGGAUUCGUUGUUUCUGUUGCGCGAGAAGCAAGUGGAGAAAGCGAGUGGAUCGUCCGGGGCUGACGCGCGGUCCCGGAAGAAGUCGGAAGAGUUCCUCAACGUGGCACGCGACGCGAAGGUGCACACCUUCGUCGUGCGUGGCAGCGUCGGUGGGUUCAUCGGCCGCGGCGGGGUCAACAUUCGCAGUUUGGAAAGGCAGACCAACACGGUGAUUUACGGGCGUGGGAAGCGCGAAGAGAACAAGUUUAUGGUGUUCUACAGAAACGAAGCGGAUCUCGCCAAGGUGUUACGGAAGGCGGGGUGUUAAGCUGUCAGUGAUGUGUUCGUUGUAAGCAUUCGAAUUUUUGGCUGCGGUCCUCUCGCAGAUCAGAUUAACUUCUACACAGUUUCUUCGUGUAUUCGCGCCGACUACAAUAUUUUUUUUCAGGCAUGUAUCUACUUCUAUGGUUCCUCGCAUCUGUGUCAAAAUCGAGGCUCAUCAUCAUUCAGUAUUUGACCAUACGAGAUUUAUAUCAGACCCAUCCAUUAUCACUAUGAUAAGUUUAAGUACGCUUUUCCGCAGGUGGAAAAUAAACAUUCAUACGGCAUUUUUCGUUUCACUCUACUACUAAGUUUUGAACAUAUUAAAGCACUGCUCAACUCCUCGUUUUGACAAUGAGGCUCAUUCCUUCAUGAUGAAUUCCUGCUGUUGCAGCUGUAAAAAAACAACGCUUUGCGCUCAUUCACGCAGUGGGUAAACAAAAAAAGUAAAAACCUCAGAAACUCGAUGACAUGCCUUACCUCAAAC